AUGAAAUACUCUAAUAAGGAAAAAUAGAAAUAAGAGUUAAAUUUUCAAUUGUUGGAUGAACUUAGAGUGUUUGUGACUGGAACAUUUGCUGCUUUCACUGAAGAUGUGAAAUCAUAAAUAAAGGUAAUCUACUUCAUGAUAAACAUAGUAAAACAAUGGAUAUUUUUAAAAUUUAGAUGGAGAAAAGGGUUGGAUAAUCCCUAUAAACAAUUAUUAGAAUUUGAUCACCAACGUAUAAUUGAUUAGUAUUAAUAGAUAAGAUCAUAAUAUACGGACGUUAUAAUAAAAUAAUUGCCUCAAUUAUUAUAGAAGUUAUAAAAUCUCAACAUGAAAGAAAUUAAGUAUUUUGAUAAUGGUUAAUUGGUUACUUUGAAGUAUGAUAAUAUGAUAAAUUAUGAAUAAAUUGAUAAAGCUUUGCAUGAAAAUUUGUAUUAAUAUCAAAGAGAUUGCAUUAAAUAAGGAUUAAAAUUUAAUGGUCGAAUUUUGAUUGCAGAUGAUAUGGGUGUUGGUAAGACAGUGCAAUCUUUGGCCCUUGCAAGCAUGUAUAAAUAAAAUUGGCCUUUAUUAAUCAUGUGUCCUUCGCCAUUGAGGUUGAAUUGGUAGGAUGAAAUCAUACACUGGUUAAAAAUCCAUAAAACUGACAUCCAAAUAUUCAAUAGUGGUCGUGAAGGAAUUAGGAUGAAUGCCAAAAUAAUUAUAGUUUCAUAUGAUAUUUGUAGUAAAAUAAAAGAUGUAAAUAUAUUCAGAUAAUAUUUAGAGUUUAAUGAACAGAAAGUUUUAAAUUUGCAUAGCAGAUGAAUGUCAUUAUUUAAAAAGUCCUUAAGCAAUCCGAAGUUAAGCAUGUGUUCCUAUUUUGAGAUAAUGCAUGAGAACAAUUUUAUUGACUGGCACACCUGCAUUAUCUAAACCAAGAGAUUUAUUUAAUUUGUUGAAUAUUAUUAGACCUGAUAUUUUUGGUAGUUUCAAGGAAUUUGGAUAUCGAUAUUGCGAUCCAAAAUUGAGUAGAUUUACAAAAGGCAUUGAUUUUGAUGGAGCAUCAAACUUAAAAGAAUUGCACUUUUUGUUAACUAAUUAUAUCAUGAUUCGAAGGCUAAAGAAAGAUGUUUUGAAUUAGUUACCUGAAAAGAGAAGGGUUAAGGUAAGAAUUCCGGGGGAGGCAAGUCAAAUUAAGUAAAUAGAUGCGCUUUUAAAAUAAUUGGGAAAUAUUGACAUUCAACAGCUUAUCAAUAAGGACACCAUUUUUUAGGAAUCCUCAAAGGACCAAAGUGAGUAAUUGCCCACUAUCAAUUCAAUUUUGUAGAAAUGCUACAUGUUAACAGGUUAAGCAAAAAUAAAGGCAAUAAAGGAUUAUAUAAAUACAUUGUUUGAAAAUGAAAUAAAAUUUUUAUUCUUUGCUCAUCAUUAGGAUGUAUUGGAUGCAGUUUAGGAAUAUUGUAUCUAGAAUAAUAUUUAAUAUAUGAGAAUUGAUGGUAGUGUUAGUAUUGAAUAAAGACAUUUGAAUGUCCAAAUGUUUUAAAAUAAUGAUUCUAUUCGAAUCGCUAUUUUGAGUGUUACAUCUGCAAAUUAUGGAAUUACAUUGACAGCAGCUUCAACUAUAGUGUUUGGUGAAAUGCAUUGGACUCCUGCUAUCAUGAUGUAAGCAGAGGAUAGGGCACAUAGAAUUGGUUAAGUUUAAUGUGUUGAUUGUCAUUAUUUAAUUGGAGAUGGAACAUUAGAUGAUCAUAUUUUCAACAAGAUAGAAAAUAAAAUGAAUACUGUCUCAAAUUUUAUUGAUGGAUAAAAAUAAAAUUUAGGUGCCUUAGAAUUUUCAGCAAAUGAAAUCUUAAUUAAAGGUACUUAAAAGGCCUCAUUGAUUUCAGAUAAAUGCGAAUCUAUCUUAUAAGAAAUUAAUGUACAAUCUUCAAUCUAAACAUUUACUGAAGAUGAAAUAGAAGAGAUCUAUCAAAUUUUAGAAUCUAAAAAAAAAAGUUAAAUUUUACCUUUCUAACCAAAAUCAAAAUAAGCAGAAAUACAAUAAGAAAAUAUCAAUUUAAAUUAAGUGGAUCUUUCUAGUUAAAUAAAAAAUUAAUGUUCUUCUCUUAAAUCGCAAUUAUUGGAUAAAUAUUUGAGUAGCAACAAAGUAAAAAAAGAAGUAAUUGAUGAUAACAAAGAGCUGAACAAAAUAUAAAUGAUAAUUGAAUAAAACAAUUUAAUAGCAUUUGCAAAACCCUAAAAAUUGAGUUAUGAAUAUCUACAGAGUCGAUUAGACAGAGAUAACAAAUCAAAACAAAUAGGAUAAAAGAAACUCCUUCUCAAACCAGCUAAUUAGUAAUCAAUAUCCAAAAUUAAUAUUGAACCUUAUGACUAAAUUUUAAAUUGA
Molecule: messenger RNA, 2359 nt
Organism: Paramecium octaurelia
Lineage: Eukaryota; Ciliophora; Oligohymenophorea; Peniculida; Parameciidae
Source: the annotation of a GenBank genome assembly